Molecule: messenger RNA, 130 nt
Organism: Dentiscutata erythropus
Lineage: Eukaryota; Fungi; Glomeromycota; Glomeromycetes; Diversisporales; Gigasporaceae
Source: the annotation of a GenBank genome assembly
CAAGGCAAGAAGAAAUCCUUAAUCUUUUAAAGGAUACAUUGGAAAGAUCAAGCAGAAAACCGAAACGUCUUCUAAUUAUGGGAGAUUUAAACGUCAACACAGCAAAUUUGCCAACCACAAGCUCCUUGAA